Molecule: messenger RNA, 800 nt
Organism: Cucurbita maxima (winter squash)
Lineage: Eukaryota; Viridiplantae; Streptophyta; Magnoliopsida; Cucurbitales; Cucurbitaceae
Product: nascent polypeptide-associated complex subunit beta-like
Exons: 6
Coding region: 167-646 (159 amino acids)
Cellular component (GO): nascent polypeptide-associated complex; cytosol
Source: RefSeq, a predicted model, not a curated record
AUUCUCUUCUCCUCCUUGCUUCUUAGAUUCUAUUGUCGGGGACUUUUUCAAUCUUUACCCAUGCUUGGGCUUCCAAGCUGUGACGAAGUUUUGUAGAUUCAUUCAUCUCGGUUUCUCUUUCUUCUUGCACGCUGCGGUUUUCCAAUCUUGUUUGUUCUGCAUUUAGAUGGAUCAGGAGAGACUUAGGAAGAUUGCCAGUGCUGUCCGCACUGGUGGAAAGGGUACAAUGAGAAGAAAGAAGAAGGCAGUUCACAAGACCACCACAACUGAUGAUAAAAGGCUUCAGAGCACCCUAAAGAGAAUUGGUGUGAAUGCCAUUCCUGCUAUUGAGGAGGUCAACAUUUUCAAGGACGAUGUUGUUAUCCAAUUUGUCAACCCUAAGGUUCAAGCAUCUAUUGCUGCAAACACCUGGGUUGUUAGUGGUUCUCCUCAAAUAAAGAAAUUGCAGGACAUCUUGCCUGGCAUCAUCAAUCAAUUGGGGCCAGACAACUUGGACAACUUGAGAAAAUUGGCUGAGCAGUUUAAACAGCAUGCACCUGGAGCAGGUGCUGAUGCAAAGAAUGCACAAGAGGAGGAUGACGAUGUUCCAGAACUUGUUGAUGGGGAGACUUUUGAAGCUCCUGCAGAAGAAAAUCGGGCAUCCUAGAGGAGUGAUCCUUUCGAAUGAGUGUUUUAUGCCGUUUUAUACUUCUAGAAUUGCUUCAGACGAGUUUUUAUGAUUUCGAUAAUUCUUAAUCUUAUCAUAAUUUAACUUGUUCUCUAUAUUAUGAUGAGGAACGGUACUUUCUGUGUUUGUUUCA